Molecule: messenger RNA, 735 nt
Organism: Epithele typhae
Lineage: Eukaryota; Fungi; Basidiomycota; Agaricomycetes; Polyporales; Epitheliaceae
Exons: 2
Coding region: 1-735 (244 amino acids)
Biological process (GO): regulation of transcription by RNA polymerase II
Cellular component (GO): nucleus
Source: RefSeq, a predicted model, not a curated record
AUGGAGAAAGGUCUUCAGAAGUUCCGGGCGUCUUCCGGACAUGUCGCCUGCUUUGGGCACGUCGUCCAGCUCGUCGGCCGCGGCUUGCUCGAUCAGUUCGACCCAGAGAAGAAGAAGCCAGGUGAGGGUGAGGAUGCUGCCACAGAGGAGGACGAGGACGCGGAGGAUGGGGACGAUGAGGAUGACGAGGAUGAGGAAGAAGACACAGAGGACGGACUUGAGGGGAUCAUGGACGAGGUCGAGUGGGUCGACGACAUGUCCGGAAUGACUCCAGGCGAGCUCCGUGAUUUCCGCUCCAAUCUCCGCCCAGUGCGCUUGAUGCUUACUAAGCUCCGUCGCCUGGCUGCCACCAUCCGCAAGUCGACGACAAUCUUGCUGCCAGCAUGGAAGAAGCAGCUCGAAUUGCUCAAUCAAGACAUUCUCAUGCUGAAGCAAGACGUCAGAACACGGUGGUGUUCAACUCACGACAUGCUCAAGCGGGCUGUCCGCCUGAAGAAGGCUAUCAAGUCCUUCUGCGAGGCCGACAACGACCUACAUCCUCUGGAUCUUGAGAAGUACCAGCUCUCAAAGCGGGAAUGGUCCAUUGCAGAGCAGCUUCUCGAGGUGCUCAAGGUAUGUGUCUCUUGUUCUCACACUUUUCUUCUUCGUUCUGAUCAUCUUUCUGCUUAUUCCCACUGCCAUGUGGUCUCUCUCAUCUUCCCGUUUCGCUGCCUCCCAUAUCCUUGUCUUUUCUGA